AACAACAACAGCAGCAGCUGUUAGCAUGUAGCAUGUAGCAUGUAGCAGACAGACUGUCAGGUGAGUUUAUCAUUUUUUUGGGCCGCGUGCUCCAGCACAGGUGUGUCACCUGGUGUUCUGCUCUUUAAUGUUACCGUCACAAACGUGGCUCGCACGUGUCGGGCUGAAAGGAGCUGACGUCAACGUGAGCUCAGAGCUGAAGCGUCAAACAGUCGUGGGCCCCUAACUUUUCCCCCCCUUUACGGCGCCCCUGCUUGUGAAUGUCGACCAGGUGUCAUUGACCAGGUGUAAUUAUGGCGGACGACCCUCAGAGGAACUUCCGCUCUGCUUACUACGAGAAGGUCGGCUUCAGAGGAGUGGAGGAGAAGAAGUCUCUGGAGAUUCUGCUCAAGGACAAUCCUCUGGAUCUAGAAAAGCUGAGCACCUUCAGUCAGAGGUUCCCCCUCCCCUCCAUGUACAGGAUCCAUGUGUGGAAGGUAUUAUUGGGUAUCUUACCACCACACAGUGACUCUCACACUCUGGUCGGAGGCUACAGGAAGGAGCAGUACCAGGACAUCCUGGAGGCUCUGGAGGUGAUGAGAUACAUCAACUCUUCCACGCCGUCCACCCACGUCUACCUGCGCAUGUUUCAGCUGGAGAGCCAGGUGCUCCCACGGUGCUCCGAGACCUCCCCGCCGGACGAAGAGAACGAGGACUUCCUCUCCAUCAGUCGGGCCAUGGAGGAGAUCGUAGACGAUCCCAUCGACUGCUAUUGGCUGAUCAAGUGUUUCGUCAAUCAGUUCCACAUGAAGUUUGGAGACUCUGUGCCACAUCUGCCAAAGAGCCUGGAGCAUUAUCUGAGUCAGGAGGAGCCUCGACUGCUGAACCAUCUGAAGAACAGCGGCGCUCUGGCUCAGCUGCCGUACGGCCUCUGGUUCAGACGCUGCUUCGCUGGCUGCCUGCCCGAAUCCAGCCUGCAGAGGGUGUGGGACAAGGUGAUCAGCGGCUCCUGUAAGAUCCUGGUGUUUGUGGCCCUGGAGAUCCUGCUGAGCUACAAGAUCAUGCUGAUGGGCAUAAACCGGCCCGAAGGCGUGGUCAAGUUUCUGUGUAAUAUUCCUCAAGAAAACACGGACGCCAUCGUGACGAAAGCCAUCGACUUGUGGCACAAAUACUGCGGCACCCCGAUGCACGCCGUGUAGCCACGCGCCUGGAGGUGAACUGCUUUCCCCCGGGUGCGUACCAGAACUUGCUCUUAACUCCACCGAGAGACUAACUUCGGCGUCAGCUGGGAUUCGUCUCUGCAUGACUGAACCGAAAACUCAUCACAGGCGACUUUGAAUUAAGCCCGGAGAGGACGAUUCCCCGCUGAUAAACAAGAACACUGGAGACAUGGACUGCUCAUCAACGUGAACGCACAAGAAGACAAAGAAGCAUAAACUUAUUUUUUAAUAAGUUUCUUUCUUUAAGAAACUGCAUACAUCAUAGAAGACACACAAUAAAUUAAUACUCACAUGCAGUUUUUUCU
This is a messenger RNA of Larimichthys crocea (large yellow croaker), 1504 nucleotides long. It is a transcript of the gene tbc1d7, whose product is annotated as TBC1 domain family, member 7. The coding region runs from base 294 to 1178 and encodes 294 amino acids. NCBI's taxonomy places the organism in Eukaryota, Metazoa, Chordata, Actinopteri, Sciaenidae. Gene Ontology annotation, molecular function: GTPase activator activity. Gene Ontology annotation, biological process: negative regulation of TOR signaling; activation of GTPase activity. The record is from RefSeq and is a predicted model, not a curated record. The transcript has 8 exons.